Ostrea edulis (European flat oyster) is the source of this 1963-nucleotide messenger RNA. RefSeq lists its product as uncharacterized. NCBI's taxonomy places the organism in Eukaryota, Metazoa, Mollusca, Bivalvia, Ostreida, Ostreidae. The record is from RefSeq and is a predicted model, not a curated record. Bases 108 to 1682 code for a protein of 524 amino acids. The transcript has 2 exons.
GUGACAAUAUAGUCACAUGAUACAAACAGUCAUUCUCGUUUCCCUUCCAUUUAAAAGUUCUGGCAACAGAGACACGCUAAUAUCAUAACGUACAAUAAGGUUUACCGAUGGCGUCAAAGGUCACGCCCUACUUCAUUCUGACAGCUGAGGGCUGCAUGGGCACCAAUGAACCGCAAAACGUGUGUGAUGUCACAACAGAAGAAACGGCGGAAGAAAAGAACAACACAGAAAUUGUCAAAUACAAAAAAAAUCCCACGGUAACAACACUGACAAGAAAAGAGCUCACACGGAAACGGAUGGAGUUUAUCCAACAGAAACUGGAGGAGUCCAGAGCGAGACAUGCCGAGAAACAAAAGACACUGUCAAUUAAUUUACGACCGAUUCCGAGGGUUGGAGACUCAUUCAUGCCCCGCACUCCGCAUACAUACGUAAUUCCGGAUACUUCUCACAAACCUCAACAAGAAUCGCCUCCCAGAAAAGUGGAAAUGGUUCCUUUGUCUGUCAGCCGGAAAUCGCCCACUAAUGGAGACAUGCCGUAUGUUUAUUUCGUUGUAUCUGUGGACCGUUUGCAAAGAUCAAAGACAGAUUUAAGUUUGAGUUCAUAUGAGAGUCUGGAGAGCUCAGUAAGUGGAAAUUCGAGUGUUAAGAAAAAAAAUAAACUUCUAUCGAGAAACCAGCGCAGAAAAAAGAAACAGGACGACAACUACUCAACUGUUUCCAAGAGUGACGGUAACUUUAGUAGUGGAAAGAAACAGAUAUUCUCUAGGAAGCAGAUCCCCUUCUGCUAUAACUCCUCUCCCGUAAUUCCACCGCCCACUCCAGCCACUGUCACCACCUAUAACAUGCAAGACAGAGCAGAAGAUGACUGCCAAACAGAGCGACAUCUAUCGGUGGGCGAUCUACGAGAUUUCAACGAAAAUCGUACCGUCCUUGCUGGCAAAGCUUCGCCACCCCGACUCAUAGAACUCCCUUAUAUAUCGGCAGAUCUCCAGCGAAAAAAUCUCGGAUCGUCGAAUUCAUCCAUGGAAGGCAAAGCAAUGGAGGUAUAUCGGAAAGCUCUGGCGAGUGAAUCGGGAAAGAAGGUUCAUUUUGCAGAAGGAUUUGAUUUGCCUAGCAUUCGUGGGGGCGCUAUGGGUAUACCGAGGGGUCUAAUGCCAAAUUUUGGCAACCGUCCAAACACUAUGCCAACGAUAAUGAGUGAGCGGGACGACUUUGAUAGAUACAUAAAUACAGCCAUUCCUAAAACAGCCUUCGGUACACCGAGAUCUCAAAAGCCAGGACAGCCUCUGAAUCUUCCGAAAAUCGAUAUUGUCUCAGGAGUUUAUGAUGAACUCAUCGUAAAGGCGAUAGAAGCUUACAUCAACGAAUUCCCGCCAAAUUCUAAGCAGGGGAGGGUCGCUCGACAGUUGUUGCAGCAGCUUCACGAGAGAAGCAUAACAACGAAUGACCUGGCCAACAUGGAGAGAAGACCUCGCGGCCAUGGACUGAAAAUCAAAGAACUGGAACCGGAUACCUCAAGGGGAAAUGAAAUGCCCAUAAGCAAAACGUCCAGAGGACAACGACGACCCGUCAAACCUAAAGCAGACGGCGAAUUCAGUACGCUCGCGCCAACUUGUUUCCAAAUGGUGGCUCCAGGAGCUCAGUCGGCCCGUGAUGAAGUGACCGUGGUCUCGCUUAAAUAGACAGCACUUCGAAAAAAAGAUGACUUCUCAAAUUCUUACAAAAAGUAAUGCUUAUGUAGUAUAUGUGUCAAUCUCAGCAGUGGGGUUUUGGUCUAUUCAGACAGAUACAUAAGUACAUGAGAUUGUGAGCACUAGUGCAUGACGUGACUGUCGUAUAAACAUGUAUUUUCAGGAGUGCUAUAUUAGCAUUUGUUGUAGAUAAGGUGAUAAUCUACUGUAGUCGCUGUCUUACCUAUAAUCCCUGUUCUUAUCUAAUCAAUAACUUUAAAGGGAUCAAAGUC